Molecule: messenger RNA, 662 nt
Organism: Suillus subalutaceus
Lineage: Eukaryota; Fungi; Basidiomycota; Agaricomycetes; Boletales; Suillaceae
Exons: 3
Coding region: 229-564 (111 amino acids)
Source: RefSeq, a predicted model, not a curated record
CGCAUCAUCGAAUCAUCAUCUUCACUGCGUGACUAGCCCAAAUGCGUCCUGUUAGACGCCCGAGCCAGCAGUCAUUGACAUCGUUGUCUACCGAGGUCAUCAAUAGGAAUUUUAUCAAAUCUAGAUUGGAAAACCUUGUUGAAGUGUAGACUUGUAUGCAAAUUCCUUCGCUCGGCAAUAGAUGAAAGUGCUACCGCCCAAUAUGCCAUUGAAUUGGCUGUAGCUGGCAUGGAGGAUGGUGCACAAAGCCAACUCACCACCGCAUCGAGACUCGCGCUACUCAAAGAGCGUAACGCCUGCUGGGAUGCAUUGAAGUGGGGGGUGACACGAGACCUACCCCUGCUCCACCCUGAAGAUAUCAUAUGGGAAUUGUGUGGAGGAGUAUUCGCACAGUGUGGUCUUCCGGGCGCCCUGCGCCUGCAUCGACUCCCUUCGCAGUACCGCAACAUUCGAGCCAGUUCAUGGAGGAUACCAUUACUUAGCAACACUGAGGACUUUGCGAUGGAUCCUGCCCAAGAUCUUCUGGCACUAAUCGAGAAGCCUGUUCUGAAUUCCAACCCAUGAUAACACAAAAUCGCAUGUACGAAUUCGGAUACAUCUACGCUCCGUCGCCACCGGACAUGUGCAUCCGUCUAUCAUCGACGGAAUCCGAAUCAUCAACU